Molecule: messenger RNA, 765 nt
Organism: Pseudovirgaria hyperparasitica
Lineage: Eukaryota; Fungi; Ascomycota; Dothideomycetes; Acrospermales; Acrospermaceae
Exons: 3
Coding region: 1-765 (254 amino acids)
Source: RefSeq, a predicted model, not a curated record
AUGAGCUCUAGAAACGUAGCUCUGAUGCAUGCUUCAGCUGCGAAUAGUGGCAAGCAAAAUGCCCUGUCUUCCAACAGCAGUGAAGAAGUUUCUCCAGCCGAUAGUAAAGCAGUAAGGGAUCGUAAAGAGCCUAGCUUUUUCGAGGUUUCCAUGCUUGCCGAAGAUGAGAUUGCAACGUUGAGGCAUGAAAAUGAGGUUCUCGAAAAUAGGCUCUCCGGGUUGACGGAGAGACAUUUACUAGAGAACCCAUUAGCAGGCGAGUUCACGGCCCUAAAGACUGAGAUUGGAACCCUCAAGCAUCAGGUCUCCGGCCUGAAAGACGAACUCUUGUCAAGGACUCUGCUACUAAGCGAACUUGCAGCCCUGAAGCUUAGAAAUGGAACUCUUGAGCUCAAGCUACUUGAGUCGAGUGGCAAUCUGUCCGCUGUGACUCAAGCGCUGACUGCAGAGAAUAAGGAUCUCAUGGAUCAGGUCUCCAAGCUGAGAGACAACCUCUCUGCAGCGAAAUACUCCGGAGACCAGAUGUAUAAAGCUCAUAGGACCUUUCGUGACAAGGUUCUGACUGCCGUCGUUGAUAUACUAUGCUACCAGCAUAGUUGUCUGGAGACCAUCGAGCAGCUGCGGGCCAAGGGUAGAAAGGUCUCCGACACUGAGGAAAGGGCCUUCACGGAGCGCUUGGAGCAGUGUUUCGAGCCAUACGAAUGGUUUGCAGCUUCAGAGACCGCUGAAGACCAAGCUGUAUCCGCCAGGAGUAGCGGUCUUUAG